GUGCGUUUAUUUAUAACAGUGCAGGACUGGCAUACCAACUCCGGUGUCCAUACUUUGAAGAGACAGAGAGAGGAAGGGCACACAGUGUGACACGCUCAGUAAUUACAGUCGCCAUCUCUCAUCAUCCUCGGUUGAUAUUUGCCUUUCGGAUCUACAGUCGCACAAUAGAAAAUACGCAUUUACCAAGAUGCCCAAGCCACUGACAGACCAGGAUAAGAGGAAGCAGAUAUCGGUGCGAGGGCUUGCAGGAGUGGAAAAUGUUUCAGACCUUAAGACCAAUUUUAAUCGCCAUCUCCACUUUACGCUGGUAAAGGACCGAAAUGUGGCGACCAAAAGGGACUACUACUUCGCCUUGGCCAACACUGUCCGCGACCAUCUGGUGGGCAGAUGGAUCAGGACGCAGCAGCACUACUAUGAGAAAGACCCCAAACGUGUGUAUUACCUGUCCCUGGAGUUCUACAUGGGGCGCACCCUGCAGAAUACCAUGGUGAACCUGGCUCUGGAGAAUGCAUGCGACGAGGCUACCUAUCAGUUGGGCCUGGACAUGGAGGAGCUGCAGGACAUUGAAGAAGAUGCCGGCCUGGGAAAUGGUGGCCUUGGACGGCUCGCCGCCUGCUUCCUAGAUUCCAUGGCGUCUCUGGGACUGGCAGCUUACGGCUAUGGCAUCCGCUAUGAGUUUGGCAUCUUCAACCAGAAAAUUGUCAAUGGCUGGCAGGUAGAGGAGGCUGACGAUUGGCUGCGCUACGGCAACCCCUGGGAGAAGGCCCGACCUGAGUACAUGCGACCCGUCCACUUCUACGGCAGAGUGGAGCACACCCCCGAGGGUGUGAAAUGGGUCGAUACACAGGUAGUGUUGGCCCUUCCUUAUGACACCCCAGUCCCUGGUUACAGGAACAAUGUUGUGAACACCAUGAGACUGUGGUCCGCCAAGGCCCCCUGUGAUUUCAACCUGAAAGACUUCAAUGUGGGUGGCUACAUUCAGGCUGUGCUGGACAGAAACUUGGCUGAGAACAUCUCCCGUGUUCUGUACCCCAAUGACAACUUCUUCGAGGGGAAGGAGCUUCGUCUGAAGCAGGAGUACUUUGUGGUGGCAGCCACUCUGCAGGACAUCGUCCGUCGCUUCAAGUCCUCCAAGUUCGGCUCCACUGAGGUUGUGCGCGUUGACCUUUCCACCCUACCUGACAAGGUGGCCAUCCAGCUGAACGACACCCACCCUGCCAUGGCCAUCCCUGAGCUGAUGAGGAUCUUGUUGGACACGGAGCACCAGACAUGGGAGAAGGCCUGGGACAUCUGUACACGUACCUGUGCCUACACCAACCACACCGUCCUGCCUGAGGCCCUGGAGCGCUGGCCCACCGACCUGCUCCAUAACCUUCUGCCCAGACACCUGGAGAUCAUCUACGAGAUCAACCGACGUCACCUGGAGCGCAUCGCUAAGCUCUACCCCGGGGACCAUGACCGUCUGCGCCGCAUGUCCCUAGUGGAGGAGGGCGACCAGAAGAAGAUCAAUAUGGCCCACCUGUGCAUCGUGGGCUCCCACGCCGUCAACGGAGUGGCCCGCAUCCACUCGGACAUCCUCAAAGCAACUCUGUUCAAGGACUUCUACGAGGUGGACCCCCACAAGUUCCAGAACAAGACCAACGGGAUCACGCCCCGACGCUGGCUGGUCAUGUGCAACCCUGGGCUGGCUGAAGUCAUUGCAGAGAGGAUCGGUGAGGAUUACAUCCGCGAUCUGGACCAACUGAAGAAGUUGCUGACAUUCGUGGAUGACGACUCUUUGAUUCAUGACAUCGCCAAGGUCAAACAGGAGAACAAGCUGAAGUUUUCUGCCUAUCUUGAGGAGCACUACAAGGUGAAGAUCAACCCCGACUCCAUGUUCGACGUUCAAGUCAAGAGGAUCCACGAGUACAAGAGGCAGCUGCUCAACUGCCUGCACAUCAUCACUCUCUACAACCGCAUUAAGAAGGAGCCCAACAGGAAUUGGACCCCCAGGACUAUCAUGAUUGGAGGAAAGGCUGCCCCUGGUUACCACACGGCGAAACUGAUCAUUAGGCUGAUCACUGCCAUCGGAGAGAUUGUCAACCAUGACACUGUGGUGGGAGACCGCCUCAAAGUCAUCUUCCUGGAGAACUACAAGGUCACUCUGGCCGAGAAAAUCAUCCCUGCGUCCGACCUGUCUGAGCAGAUCUCCACAGCUGGCACUGAGGCCUCUGGCACUGGCAACAUGAAGUUCAUGUUGAACGGAGCGCUCACCAUCGGCACCAUGGACGGAGCCAACGUAGAGAUGGCCGAGGAGGCCGGAGAAGAGAACCUCUUCAUCUUCGGCAUGAGGGUGGACGACGUUGACGCCAUGGACAAGAGUGGAUAUGAUGCCAUGGAGUACUACAACCGCAUUCCUGAGCUGAAGCAGGCCAUGGACCAGAUCGCUGGUGGAUUCUUUAGCCCCGACCAGCACGACCUCUUCAAGGACAUCGUCAACAUGCUGCUGCACCAUGACAGAUUCAAGGUGUUCGCUGACUACGAAGCUUACAUCAAAUGCCAGGAGAAAGUCAGUGCUCUCUACAAGAACCCUAAAGAAUGGACCAAGAUGGUGAUCCACAACAUCGCCGGUUGUGGUAAAUUCUCUAGUGACCGCACUAUCUCCCAGUACGCCCGGGAGAUCUGGGGCAUGGAGCCCAGCCUGGAAAGGAUCCCUGCCCCAGACGAUCCUCGCCAAUAAACCCCAGCCCCAAAACCAGCCUCUGGCUUUUCCACAUCCCCAACCUCUGGUUUUUCCACAGCCCCAGUUUCUGGGUUUGCCUCUGGCUAUUCCACAAGAAAACCAUUUUAACUUGAGAAAAGGUUUAGAAACCUGAAAGCUCCCCUGUAACUAGUACAUUUUCAUUGUGGUCAGUAUUAGUUGAUGAUUGACUAUACAUGUAGCAACCCCUGUCCGGCUACGUGAUGGCCAAUAACCUGAUACCACUUUCAACCUCGACAUUCAGCAUUCAUUUUCUCAACGGGCUAAUUCAAAAUCAGCAUUCACCUUCUCACAUGCACCAGCAAUGCAUAGUCGACUGGCUUGUGCAACAUUAAUAACAUCAAUAACACUGUUCACCAACAUUUAAGCUAACAUGGCCAGAGAAUACACCCUUUAACAGUCAGUGGGGUCAACAAGUAGCUGGAAACCUCACCACUGUCUAAUGGUACCAAAACCAUGUCUUCCAAGAAUGAGACAUGAUGGGACAUAGAGGCUAAUCAAAAUAAAGUAUUCAAAAUAAGCACGUUCUUCUCACAUAGACACUGUGAUUCUACACUACUGAUUUGGCCUGCCAAGGACCACCUCUUUAUUCAUAUCUGCACCAAAUAACCACUCAAGUUGAAGGGACUAGGUUGACAUGCGUGAUCCUCGAUGUUAUAAGACUGUUUGCUCAAUGUAUGUCUGUAUGUCAAAUGUAGUCAUUUGUGCGUGUUAUUAAUGCUUGUGUUUUGGGUAGCCCACACACAAUCCUUAUUACUAAAAUACUUUAUGAUAUAAGCUGUGUUUUGUUUAGAAUGAUCCCAUCAGUAUAUCCUCAAAACGUUGUUCCAGUGUUGGAAAAUGAUCCUUCAUAUAGUGCAACAAACUAAGCCUUCUCUCCUCCACCUUCUCUGCCUAAUACCUCUCAGAGUGACUAUAAUGCUGCCUUAACUAAGCUGUCUGUAGUUGUUCAGCCUAAAGUGAGCCCACCUUGACUUCUCACUGUUAAGCAGCUAGUCUUUUUUGAUGUUCAGAUAAAUAAGCAUUUCUGGUACAAUAGUAUUUCUCACUGUUUGGAAGUCUUGGACUUCAAGUUAACACUACUGAAGGACUAGUAAUUGAGUGUGUGGAGUUGAUAAAGAUUGCAGUGUCCAGUAGUUUUAUUCCUUUAGAGAGAGUCUGAAAAGCACUGAAAGCUUCAAACUCUGCAUUCUCUUGUCAAUGUGAAACAACAGUCAAUAAAGGAGACAAAGUUACAACAA
Molecule: messenger RNA, 3981 nt
Organism: Coregonus clupeaformis (lake whitefish)
Lineage: Eukaryota; Metazoa; Chordata; Actinopteri; Salmoniformes; Salmonidae
Product: glycogen phosphorylase, muscle form
Exons: 20
Coding region: 188-2719 (843 amino acids)
Biological process (GO): glycogen catabolic process
Cellular component (GO): cytoplasm
Molecular function (GO): pyridoxal phosphate binding; glycogen phosphorylase activity
Source: RefSeq, a predicted model, not a curated record